Messenger RNA from Diaporthe amygdali, 1548 nucleotides. RefSeq lists its product as uncharacterized. NCBI's taxonomy places the organism in Eukaryota, Fungi, Ascomycota, Sordariomycetes, Diaporthales, Diaporthaceae. The transcript has 2 exons. Bases 1 to 1548 code for a protein of 515 amino acids. The record is from RefSeq and is a predicted model, not a curated record.
AUGACUUCAAGGAGAGCCGACACAGACGCCAUGAGCCAAACAGCCGUCAUACGAGGAAACAACGAUCACAUACAGUCGAGCCGCGACACCCACGAGGGUCAGCCAGUUCGAUAUGCGAGUGCGCAAGAAUGGGCGGAGCACAAGGAGGAGAUCCGACACUUGUACAUGGAGGAGGAAAUGCCCCUGCAGCAAGUGAUCACUGUUAUGAAGGAAAAUUACAACUUCCAUGCGACGGCCAAGAUGUACAAGACCAGACUCAGAUUCUGGGGUUUUCGGAAGAACAUCUCACUCAGAGAUGGUCUAGAUAGCGAUGCUGUGCAUCGGGCGCUUAGUGACAACCAUCGUGGCCCAGUCAGGCUGCCAAAUGGUCAAGUGGUGGACAGCAGCCGUCUUGCUACACACAUGCGGCGUAGAUUACAGGGCAGGGGCGCCCUCGCGAGACAAGGCACGACGCAGAUGCCGCACCUGCAAGCCGUGCGGCCGCCGAACACAUUCUACAUUUCCGAGGCCGUCCUAUUCAGCGUUCGCUCAUAUAUAAUGGGCUUGUACCAAGGCACAGUCACCACCGGGGAAGCCCUCGACGAGCUACGGUGGAGCAACGCCGGCGCCAAGUGGUCAAGAUUCGCCUAUGCAGUAAAGGCCGCGCUGAGCGAGGACAAAUUCAACCAGGCCCUCGUGCUGAUGAGGCAGGCCCCGGAGGAAAUCAGGCUGCUGAUUCAGGAUCAGCCGGCCAAUCUUCUCAGUCAGCUCUUGCUCUUUAUAGUGCAUGCCACCCGGCGACAAUUCUCGGAUGAAGCCCAGAGGACACAAUUCCUGAUCGUGGUUAGGUCCCUGAUCAAUUACGGCGAAUCGGUCGCCGCUCAUAACCCUGCACUCCGCCUGCCGCCGAACCAACCCCUGCGCCAACUGCUGCGGGCCUUGAGUCAAUCGAACCUAGAAAAGAACGACCUCAACCAACUGGCGACCCAAGCCUGGAGACUAAGCCUGUCGACAUGGGACGACAUGGUCCCAGAAAGCACCACCGCGCUGGGGGAAUGGAUGAACUUCAGCAACGUGGGCGGCCUCAGCGGCCUCCCGACCAACUUCGGCACCAGGAUCGAGCAGAGCCUGGCGAGCCUCGAGGCCAGGUACGGGGAGCGCGACGAGCGGUGCAUCAAGACCCUGCGGCUGAAGGCCGAGUACAUCCUGACGGUCGACGACGACCGCGGGAUAAACGAGAUGCUCGACGACAGGGUCCGCGACAUCUUCGUGGAGGUGCUGCGGCGUGGGGCCGAGGGCGUCCCGAGGCUGGUCGCGUACAGGUACAUCGCGGAUUAUCACCGGGAGCGCGGCGAGCAAGAACUGGCCGAGGAGAAUUUGCGCAGCUCCAUUGAUGUCAUGCGCGAGAAUUUCGGCGAGUCGGACCUCAUGGUGUUGACCUAUGUCUCUAACCUUGAGACGUGGCUGACGGAGUGGGGGAAGACUGAGAAGGCAGCUCAGGCUGGUCGAUGGCGCGAGGAGCUGCAAAUCGCCGCUGAUAAGAAAGCUAGAGAGGACUCGGACCAGUAA